AUCUCUACCGUCCAAACCAGCAUUAUGCGGCGUUCUAGCCUUCACUUUGGCUAGCACGUAAGGUGGACAUCCGUCUUUAUGCAUGAUCCUCCUUGCGCCUUAUAAAAUGUUAGCUGAUGCUUACUUUCUGCAUCAGAGCAAAGGAAAAUGGCUACCAAAUCGAGGGUUUCCUUUGUUUUUCUGCUCCUUUCUAUACUUGUUUUGUUUGAUGGCUUUGCGUUUGCUUGCAAACUGGACUUAAAGCAAUGCAAACACCAAUGCAAGGUCCAACAGCAAUUCGAUGGGGACCAGUUAAAGAAGCAUGCAUGGAGAGGUGCAAAGACUACUACAGAGAGAAGAAAAAGCGAGAGGGCGAAGACCCUCAUGACUUUAGCAUGGAAUAUUCUGGCAAGAAGCUGACACAAUGCAUGGCGCAAUGUGAGAGGACAGCCGAAGAAGUCAGGCAAAUCUGUCCCCGACGGUGCGAACAGAAGUGGGGAAGAGAAGCAGAAGAAGGCGGAGAUGGAAACACAAAGGAAAAGAAAGAAAAGAAGGAAGAGGAGGAAGAAGAAGAAGACAGCAACCCUUAUGUAUUUGAAAACGAGCAUUUUGACGUUAAAAUCAAGUCUGUAGGAGGAAGUGUCUUUCUGCUUCCCAAGUUCACAGACAGGUCUAACCUUCUACGCGUCGUUGAGAAUCAUCGACUGGGCGUCCUCGUAGUUUAUCCUGACGCCUUUGUCGUCCAAACCACGUGGAUGCUGAUGCUUUGUUCGUCGUUACACAGGGGAACUGUGAGUCUGAUCCUUGAGAACAAGAGGGAGAGCUUCAAUGUGGACUGUGGAGAUCUGUUUAGGAUUCCUCCAGGCACCCCUGUUUAUUUGAUUAACAGAGAUGAAAAUGAGAAGCAUUACGUUGUCAAUCUGAUCCAAACCAUCAAUGAUCCCGGACAGUGCGAGUCGAGGUGGGAAGAGAGGAAUAUCAAUUUUCGCUGCACUCAAGCACUCAGCUGGAACAUCCUUGAAGCUGCAUUGAAGACUUCAAGAGACCAAUUGGAGAGGCUGUUCAUGAGACAGGACAAAGGACGCAUCUUCGGAGAAUCCAGAGAGCAAAUCAAGGCCCUGAGCCACCAUGAAAAAGGUGGUAGUGCAGGCGGUAGCAUUUGGCCUUUUGGAGGUGAGUCAAGGGAUGCCUUCAAUCUCUUAAACCAGCGUCCCUCUAUGUCCAACAACUACGGUGAACUCUUCGAAGCCGAUUAAGUAGACUUCAAGCCCCUCGGGCUUCUUGACAUUAGGGUCUCUUAUGUCAACCUCACCAAAGUAAUCAAUUCCCCCUCCACUCUUUUUUUCUCUGCUUCUGUUUGCCCGUGGAAUGAGGAAAUCAACUUACCAUGUUGUU
Rubroshorea leprosula is the source of this 1374-nucleotide messenger RNA. Lineage: Eukaryota; Viridiplantae; Streptophyta; Magnoliopsida; Malvales; Dipterocarpaceae. The record is from the annotation of a GenBank genome assembly.